AGGAUGCCCCAAAUCUUCCCUAAGACUCGAAAACACUCCACCAUUCGCCUCUCCCGCGUUCCUUAGAAGCAGUUGACGUGCCAGCUGCGUAUUUGACGGCGCCAGUCGGCCCUCUAGACGAUCAGCUAGGACCCUUUUUCCUGUUUUUUCCCCCGUCGUUUGGUUUUGAGCACUACAGGGCCGAAGCCGGCGUGUGAGGAUGGGGGCCGGAGCGAGUGCAGAGGACAAGCACUCCAAAGAGCUGGAGAAGAAACUCAAGGAGGAUGCAGAGAAGGACGCCAGGACAGUCAAGCUGCUGCUGCUGGGUGCUGGAGAAUCAGGAAAGAGCACAAUCGUCAAACAGAUGAAGAUUAUCCAUCAAGAUGGUUACUCUCUUGAAGAGUCUAUGGAGUUUGUCACCAUCAUCUACAGCAAUACCCUUCAGUCCAUCAUGGCGAUUGUAAAGGGCAUGACUCAACUCAACAUCGGCUACGGUGACACCGCUCAGCAGGACGAUUCCAGGAAGCUCAUGCACCUGGCAGACACCAUUGAGGAGGGUUCCAUGCCCAAAGAGCUGUCUGACAUCAUCAUCCGGCUGUGGAAGGACACUGGUAUCCAGGCAUGCUACGACAGGGCCUCCGAGUACCAGCUUAACGACUCCGCUGGAUACUAUCUGAAUGACUUGGAGAGGCUGGUCCAGCCUGGAUACAUCCCCACUGAGCAGGACAUGUUGCGAUCAAGAGUAAAGACCACUGGUAUCAUAGAGACCCAGUUCGGCUUAAAAGACCUCAACUUCAGGAUGUUUGACGUGGGCGGCCAGCGCUCAGAGAGGAAGAAAUGGAUCCACUGCUUUGAGGGUGUGACCUGUAUUAUCUUCAUCGCUGCUCUGAGCGCCUACGACAUGGUGCUGGUGGAGGAUGACGAAGUGAACCGAAUGCACGAGAGUCUCCACCUGUUCAACAGUAUCUGCAACCACCGCUACUUUAUUGCCACCUCCAUCGUACUCUUCCUCAACAAGAAAGACGUCUUCACCGAGAAGAUCAAGAAGGCUCACCUCAGCAUGUGCUUCCCCGACUACGACGGCCCCAACACCUAUGAGGAUGCUGGUAACUACAUCAAGCUUCAAUUCCUGGACCUGAACUUGCGGCGAGAUAUCAAGGAGGUCUACUCACACAUGACCUGUGCCACAGACACAGAGAACGUCAAGUUUGUGUUCGACGCCGUGACUGACAUCAUCAUCAAAGAAAACCUAAAGAGUUGCGGUCUCUUCUAAGAGGCACGCCGUAUAGGGUGUUGGUUUUACCCCCUGAAUCCCAUCUCCUUCCCCUUUCAAACUGCGGGCAACAAUCUCCUCAAGAAGACCGGACGAAGGAGACCAACACAUCGACUGUCUCUGGAAGCUGCCAUUCACAAAUAUGAUACUACACACACACUGACAUGAAUUCAUACAGGCAAACGCAGCAUCAUAACCAAAGACAUUUCAGUGCAUGUGAGACCUGGAAAAUAGGUGUACUGUCAAAGUAAGAGGAUCUAUACUGUACAGAUUUAUGUUAUAAGUCAAUCAUAGUCAAGCUAUCAUCCUUUGCUGAAUGUCUUGAAUAGCAACUCCUUUUCAUUGCAGUGCUAUGCAACCUGUAGUUGAUACAUCGGCGCCAGUCAGCAGAAAGCGCUUCUUCUUCCCCCAGACAGUACAUUUGAAUAGGUGUAAGGCAAUGUAUCAUCUCUAUGCUCCAGUAACUGGCAUAUAAAGCCAUAAGAGAUGGACACGAGAUGGCCUCAUCACCUGCAGACGUAUUUCAACUUGUGUUACAAUAAGUUACGAAACCCAUUCAUCAGCAAAAAUGGGUUGUAUGUGUAGAACAGAUAUUGAGCUGUAUGUAUAGUGGGCAUAAUAUGAAAGACCUCAAGCUACAGGAGAGGACCAAUGACAUGAAAUCGGACCAACUCAUUCUUAUAUGUCAAACAUCACAGAUUUGUAAAGUUGAGGGUAACUUGUAUCUCGAACUAUUUCACUGAUGUAGUAAAGAUGCAGUAUUUUUAUGGAUGUAGCUUGGUCACAAACUCAUUUGAAUACCUUGUAGGUCUUUGGGCCACAUUCUGUACAGAAGUAAAACGUUGAAUGAAAUGUUAAUGUGAAAUCAGAAAUUAAGUUAAAGCUUCUGUAGAAAACUAACCUCUGAACUAAUUACUAAAUAAAUUCACCUCAAUAUUG
Messenger RNA from Salvelinus sp. IW2-2015, 2191 nucleotides. Its product is annotated as guanine nucleotide-binding protein G(t) subunit alpha. Gene Ontology annotation, molecular function: GTPase activity; G-protein beta/gamma-subunit complex binding; G protein-coupled receptor binding. Lineage: Eukaryota; Metazoa; Chordata; Actinopteri; Salmoniformes; Salmonidae. The record is from RefSeq and is a predicted model, not a curated record. Gene Ontology annotation, cellular component: heterotrimeric G-protein complex. Gene Ontology annotation, biological process: adenylate cyclase-modulating G protein-coupled receptor signaling pathway.